AGCCUCAAGUCCUGAGGCGCUUGGCGGAGGAGGCUGACGAACCUCCCUGAACCGCAGAGUCGUACCUGGAGGAGGCGCCACGAGGGGUGACAGGUGUGGGCUCUGGGGCCACAUUUGAACCUAACUCCAGUUGGCGGAGGAGGAGAAGGAGGAGGAAGGGACCGGGCCGGGUCCCCGAUCCUCGCACCCCGGAUGGAUGUUCCCGGCCCGGUGUCCCGACGGGCGGCGGCGGCCACCAUGCUCCUGCGCACGGCUCGGGUCCCCCGCGAGGGCUGGUUCUUGCCCACCUCGCUGCUCUGCUUCUAUGGCUUCUUUGCCAACCUCAGGCCGUCCGAGCCCUUCCUGACUCCGUACCUGCUGGGGCCCGACAAGAACCUGACGGAGCGGGAGGUCUUCAAUGAAAUCUAUCCGGUGUGGACCUACUCGUACCUGGCGCUGCUGUUCCCCGUGUUCCUCGCCACGGACUACCUCCGCUACAAACCCGUUGUCCUGCUGCAGGGGCUCAGCCUGAUCGUCACGUGCUUCAUGCUGCUCUACGCCCAGGGGCUGCUGGCCAUUCAGUUCUCGGAAUUCUUCUUUGGCAUCGCCACAGCCACGGAGGUCGCCUAUUACUCGUACAUCUACAGUGUGGUAGACCUGAGCAGGUACCAGAAAGUCACAAGUUACAGUCGAACUGCCACUUUGGUGGGCUUCACAGUGGGCUCUGUCGUUGGGCAGGUCCUCGUCUCCGUGGCAGGCUGGUCCCUGUUCAGCCUGAAUGUCAUCUCUCUUACCUGUGUUUCUGUGGCUUUUGCCGUGGCCUGGUUUCUGCCUAUGCCACAGAAGAGCCUUUUCUUUCACCACGUUCAUCCCACCUGCCUAGGAGUGAAUGGCGUCAAGGUACAAAACAGUGGCAUUGUUACUGAUACCUCAGCUUCUCACCACCUUCCCGGGUGGGAGGAUGUUGAGUCAAAAAUCCCCCUACAUGCGGAGGAGCCUCCCAUGGAGGAACCGGAGCCCCGGGCAGACCGUCUCCUGGUGCUGAAGGUACUGUGGAAGGACUUCUUGGUGUGCUACUCCUCCCGCCCUCUGCUCUGCUGGUCAGUGUGGUGGGCGCUCUCCACCUGUGGCUACUUCCAGGUCAUCAACUACACACAGGGCCUGUGGGAGCAGGUGCUGCCUUCUCGCCGCGCUGCUGUCUACAACGGAGGCGUGGAGGCCGUGUCCACUCUGCUGGGUGCUGUUGCCGUUUUUGCAGUUGGUUAUGUAAAAAUACCCUGGUCCACUUGGGGAGAAAUGACGCUGUCCCUGUUCUCUCUCCUGAUUGCGGCCGCAGUGUACACCAUGGACACUGUGGGGAACAUUUGGGUGUGCUACACGUCCUAUGUUGUCUUCAGAAUCAUCUACACGUUACUCAUCACUGUAGCAACUUUCCAGAUAGCCGCCAACCUGAGCAUGGAGCGCUACGCUCUGGUGUUCGGUGUGAACACCUUCAUUGCUCUGGCCCUGCAGACGGUGCUCACGCUCAUCGUGGUUGAUGCCAGUGGCCUCGGCUUAGAGAUUACUACUCAGUUUCUGAUCUACGCUGGUUAUUUUGCACUUAUUGCUGUGGUUUUCCUGGCUAAUGGUACAGUCACUAUUAUGAAGAAAUACAGGAAGCAGGAAGAUCCAGCGCCAAGUUCUCAAGUAACCACUUCAUAAUGUACCGCGGACAAGCUCCUCCUUACAGCAAGACCUCUGCACAACCACAGCCUCUUGAUGUAUUUAAUUUCUUAAGGUGUAGACAUAUAUUUGUGAGUGCAUUUCAUGGCUUCAGAGCAGCCAACUGACGAUACCUGUGUUCCUUAGAGCAGCAUAGUAGUGUCCAGAGGAGCAGAAGUGAAGCUUAUUUUGUGGAUUAUUUAAGGAUGACUUUUAUCUGACUGAAAAGGGAACUUGAUUUUGAAAACCAAGUUACCAGCAAGCAGCACAUGCUGUUGUACACUCGAUAGCAAGUGAGUUCGGUGUGUCAUAGGUCAAGUACUUGUUUUCUGAUUAGCCAGUGGGCCCCGUGGGGACCAGGGCUUCCUGGGGACCACGACAUGUUACAGCUCAAGACAGAAAUAUGCUGUAACGGCACCUGCCUCUGUUCAACUUAAUUCUUAUUUAGUGUUUCUCAUGAGCAUUUGUGUUUCUACAGACAAAAGUUGUUCUAAUCAGAAGCAAUAUUUGCUCUGGUUUGGUGUCCUGUCCUAUAAGGAGUAUGUCAUUUCUAGUAAGUUAUUUUUUAAAAAUUCAUUAUAUGAAUGUUCUCAGUUCCCAUCUUGACAGUUAUUUGUGUCGAUUUUUGUUAGAAGUACAUGUUUGCAUUAUUCAUAUGCUUCCCAGAGAAGCUCAUUUAGUUAGAAAAUAAGGCGAGUUUUGAUGCCUGCUAAUAAUUUGAACGAAGAGACCUAAUCAGAAAAUGUGAGAUAGGCUUCCUCGUCUUUUAUUCUUCAGUAUGAAGGGCUGUUAAUUCCAUGACAAAAAGUUAGAAUAUGGGCUAAAGAUAUAACUGGCCCACUCUGUAUUUACAUACCCUUUUAUUUCUAAAAUAAAAUGAAAAAGUCUUUUUUAAAAAAAUAACUUCAUCUCCAUUUGGAGCUUUUAUAUUUAUCCUCCUCAUCCAAGAUGAAGGUGUCAGUAGUAGUUGGAUUAUUCCAAGGCCUUUUCCAUAAACUGAGCCUCUUUUUGAUUAUUUCAAUGGGACAGGAACCAGGAUAGAUGUGAUUCCUGCAUUUUGUACAUUAAAUCUGCCUUUGCUUCUAAGAGUGGAUCAUCUUGAAUGUUUGCUUAAAAUAACAACUGCUAGUGAUUCCAUUUCCAAGGUACUUGAACACAUUAUUAUAUAUACAUUUAAUCCUCAAAUCAGUCUACCAGGUGGCUGCUAGAGUAUGUGAGACAUAAAAAUUUUUAAACUUUAAUCUUCACUGUAUUUUUUUUCAUUGCCAUUUAGUCCCCUCACACCCCCCCCCCCUGCAAUCACUACACUGUUGGCCAUGUCCCCGAGUCCUUUUCCCUUUUUGCUUUAUCCUUCUAUUUUAAAACUAUUUUAAAGCCAACUUUGUUGCCUUAUCUUGAAAAGAAUCUAGAUAGCUGUUUUCAGUUAGGGGUGUUAACUUUUUUUAGAAUAACACAGCUAAACAGUGUGAGUAAUAAUGUCAAGAUUGCAAAACUGACAUUUAUUGGUUUAAGCAGAAGCUCUAGAAGUAAAUGAAUAGGGUAAGAAUUGGUCAUUUUCCAUUCAACCUCUUUUCAGGUAGAGGGAAGGGAAAAAUACUAACUAAGGAAGGGAAAAGGAAGGGAACGUGAUGUCAUAAAAGUAGUAGACUCUAUUUUAUUUUGCAACAUAGGGGACUGUUUACUCAGAAACAAAUGGAAAAGUGGUAUUUGAGGGGUUUUAUUUAAUUUUUUAACACAAACUGGACUGUGGUGCAAUCAAAUUGUUCAUGUUACCAAAGCAUCAUUUCCCUGGAAUUUAAAUUGAAGUUUGCGGCACACAAAUGGAGCCUUUACAUAAGACACUAAUAAGUUCAUUUCUUGGUGUGUGGCUGUAUUUGUAGAAUGCUGACCCCUGUUGCAAGUUGUACUGUACGUAGUUUUGCAAAGUGGAAAUAAUUUGUUGUACUUUUUAUUCAAGUCUGUAUAGAUUAUAAAAUUAUUUUUAUUAAAUAAAUAUUUUACAGUAUAUUUCCCCUUUUCAUCAAAAUUAUUUUAAGUUAAUAACUUCUCUUAAGACAAAUUUCAUAUUAAGCUUUCCCCUCACCUGACCUUGGUAAUUAACCUUGUAUCCCGUUCAUUCUUCCAUUGCUUUGUGAUCAUUACCUUUGGCUCUUCCCUUUAUUUCUGUUGUUUUCCUAAUUUUUUCUAGCACUGCAUUGCACUGUCCAUUUCUCUCGAUCUUCAUCUUGACACUUCUCACCUCUGUUUUUAAGGCAUUCUCCCUUUUAGAAACUGGAAAAACUCACAUUCCCUUUAAUGUUAACUGAAUUUUAAAAAUAAAGUAAAUUAAACCAAAUCAAGGGCAGAAGCUACCAUCUUGUUUUUGUUCCAGUCCCAAAUAUUCUGAUACCCAGGGAAGCAUCUUCUUGCCAUCAAUCGAGAAUCAUUUGUUCAUCAUAUCCCGGAAACCAAGUCAAUUUUUUCUCACA
Pteronotus mesoamericanus is the source of this 4148-nucleotide messenger RNA. RefSeq names its product solute carrier family 19 member 2 (gene SLC19A2). Lineage: Eukaryota; Metazoa; Chordata; Mammalia; Chiroptera; Mormoopidae. Gene Ontology annotation, molecular function: thiamine transmembrane transporter activity. The record is from RefSeq and is a predicted model, not a curated record. The coding region runs from base 193 to 1680 and encodes 495 amino acids. The transcript has 6 exons. Gene Ontology annotation, biological process: thiamine transport; transmembrane transport. Gene Ontology annotation, cellular component: plasma membrane.